Messenger RNA from Lactuca saligna, 962 nucleotides. The record is from the annotation of a GenBank genome assembly. Lineage: Eukaryota; Viridiplantae; Streptophyta; Magnoliopsida; Asterales; Asteraceae.
AAAUAAAAGCCUAUCGCGUUCGCCAUAGACGCUAGCACAAGCUGCUCUCCAUAGCUCACAAGCUCUGCAGUAUGCUGACGCUCUCAUCUCCACCUCUUCAACUGAAGCCUUCAUUUCCUUUUCCACAUAGAUCCCUCACAUCUUUUCCUACUUUAGUAGAUAUUUCAAAUCAAAAAAAGUAUUCUCUCCAUUGUUGCACAAUUUGCAACAAUAAAGACGAAAGAGAACAGAAUGGAAUCAUGGAGAAUUUGAAGGGUAGACGACUCCUUGUGUUUCUUGUCUCUUCAAGCUUAUUUCCAACUUUGCCCUCAAUUGGGAAAACAAAGAUGAAGAACCCAUAUGACGAAAAACGUCUACUCGAACAAAAUAAAAGGGUUCAGAGAGAAAAUAAUGCCCCCGAUGAGUUCCCAAGUUUUGUUCGAGAAGGGUUUGAGGUUAAAGUGGUUGCAUCAGACAACUAUGUAAAGCGAGAUUCCGGACUUAUAUACCGUGACUUUGUAGUUGGAACCGGUGAUGUCCCAAAGUCUGGUCAGCAGGUGACUUUUCAUUAUAUUGGUUACAAUGAAUCCGGGCGUCGUAUCGAUAGUAGUUAUCAACAAGGCACUCCCGCCAAAAUACGCAUGGGCACCAAUGCAUUGGUCCCAGGAUUUGAAGAAGGCAUAAAAGACAUGAAACCUGGUGGGAAGAGGAGAAUCAUCAUUCCUCCAGAACUUGGACCUCCAGUUGGGCCUUCUACAUUCUUCAGCGCAAAACAAUUUGAAGUUUUUGAUGUGGAACUACUUGGUGUUAAGGAUUGUACAAGGAGAACCAUCGCAUUUUACUCUGAUGUCAUAUGUGAUUAAAUUCACAAAGAGUUUUAGUAGCAAUUUUGUACAUCCAUUUCAAUUUGAUCUUGUUAAAAAUGUGUAAUGUAUUCAUUAAAUAUAGUGUUAGAUCAUAUUAUGAUUUUAGUUCGUAGUUUA